AUGAGCAACAGAAAUAAUCCUCCACAGCGUACAACACAUCCACCUAUCCGCAGCUGUACUUUCUGCCGACAGCGCAAGAUAAAAUGCGAUCGCCAGAAACCUUGCUCGAAUUGCGACCGUGGCGGCCGUGGUCUUGAAUGUGUAUACCCUCCUGGCCCAGGUCGGAGCGCCAAACGCCCUCGACAGCCCAUAGACCCCACCAAGGUGUUCAACCGCCUAGACCGUUUGGAAUCCAUGAUCAAUCGCCUAGGAACCCAAAAUUCUUCGCUACCACUUGAGGCUGCUGAUGAAGAUUUGCUUUCGCCGGCCGAGAAGCCACCUUCAGUCAUAGAUGGCGCUGAUCAGCCAAACAAAAUCCAGCCCAACAUCAUCGACCAGCAGCUCGGAAGGCUGGUCAUCGACGACACAAGGAGUUAUUAUGUCAGCAAUCUCUCCUGGGCAAGUUUGGGCAAUGAGGUCGAAGAACUGCGCAACUUGUUGGCCGAGCCUACGUCUGAGGAGGGCGACUACCCGCUCGAGUAUAAUGCGACGCCCUCGUCCUUCGACCCAGACGCCUCAAUACUGGGGUUCGGACCUGUUUCCAAUACCCUCCAGAGAUAUCAUCCCCUACCGUCCGAGGCCAUUAUAUUAUUACAAGUUUUCAAGGAAAACGUGGCCCCAGUCGUAAGAACAUUGCACAUGCCGACGACGGAGCGCAUAUAUCAAGACGCUAUAGCUGCUCUAGAUUCAUUGGACAGGAACGUGGAGGCUCUCAUGUUCGCCAUCUACUAUUCAGCUGUUAUAAGUAUGCCGCCUCAGCAGUGCACGACCAUUCUAGGUAUGUCUCGGGAGAGCCUACUGGAAAGGUAUCGUUUCGCUGUCAAACAAGCCCUGGCCCGCGCCAACUUGCUGAAGACCGAAAGUAUAAUCGUCCUACAGGCUGCUGUGCUCUUCAUCGAAAGCGUCCGCAACGAAGACGACAGCCGUACAGUCUGGUCUUUGACUUCGCUCAUUGUCCACAUCGCGAAGGCCAUGGGAUUGCACCGGGACGGGGCCGCCUUCGGGUUGAAGCCCUUCGAGACAGAGCUGCGACGACGGCUAUGGUACCAUAUUUGCCUUCUGGACAUUCGAUCAUCCGAGUACCAUGGCUACGAGCCCAUCGUUAAUGGAUGCGGGUUCGACACAAAGCUACCACUGCAUAUCAACGACAGCGACCUGACACCUGAGAUGGCAAGCCCCCCACCUGAAAGGGAGGAAGCAUGCGAGAUGACCUUGUGUCUCAUCAGGUCCGAUUACAUGCGCCUAGGAUGGAAAGUCAACUUCGCGCCACCUUCCAUUGUCAGUCCCGACGGCGCAACCAAUGCAGGACUCAGCAGGAACGACGGGCAUAUGCUGGUGGAGAGAUUCGAAACCCGCUUGCAACAGCGCUACCUCUGCCACUGUGAUACAGACGAGCCUUUCAUGUUUCUCACUUCAGCCAUUGCUCGUCUGAUGAUAGCGCGCUCAAGGAUCAGUGUUCAUAAAACUGUGCACCGGAACAGUGCAUCGAAUAGCACAGAACAUGACAGCGAUACGCGUGACUAUCUGUUCCAGAAGAGCAUCGAGGUGCUCGAGGUUUCUUCCCUCCUGCUGACCAGCAAACACCUUACCAAAUGGACAUGGCAUACGAAAACACACGUGCAAUGGCAUGCGGUGGCUUUUGUGCUGUCUGAGAUCUGCUCCCGCCCGGCAGGCCCGGACUGCGAUCGUGCGUGGGGGUACGCGUGUACCUUGUUCGACGAGUGGAAAGUCAAGGACAACGCUAGGAGAGGAUCUUUAUGGCGGCCCAUCAAGCGACUCCUGGCGAAAGCUCGGUACGUGCGCGAGCUGCAAACCGUCUCUGGGCUGCAUGACAAACAUUAUGACUCCCAAAGUGCAGCGACUUUGAUGCAGGAGUUUGAAGGGAGCCCAGAAGAUCUGGACUCGGCUAGCACCAACUGGGAAAGCUCUUCGUCAACAAAUGACAUGUUCGACGCGUUUGCAGCAAACGGUACGCCAAACAUAUCAGGAAUGGGAUAUUUGGAUCCAUUGGUCGCUCCUUUCUCAGAUCCCAUGUGGCUGAACAACUACGAAUUCUGA
Messenger RNA from Pseudomassariella vexata, 2097 nucleotides. RefSeq lists its product as uncharacterized. The transcript is spliced from 3 exons. Bases 1 to 2097 code for a protein of 698 amino acids. The record is from RefSeq and is a predicted model, not a curated record. Gene Ontology annotation, biological process: regulation of DNA-templated transcription; DNA-templated transcription. Lineage: Eukaryota; Fungi; Ascomycota; Sordariomycetes; Amphisphaeriales; Pseudomassariaceae. Gene Ontology annotation, molecular function: DNA binding; zinc ion binding; DNA-binding transcription factor activity, RNA polymerase II-specific.